Messenger RNA from Columba livia (rock pigeon), 1290 nucleotides. RefSeq names its product ribosome biogenesis regulator 1 homolog (gene RRS1). The record is from RefSeq and is a predicted model, not a curated record. Gene Ontology annotation, molecular function: protein binding. Gene Ontology annotation, cellular component: nucleolus; nucleus; preribosome, large subunit precursor. Gene Ontology annotation, biological process: ribosome biogenesis; ribosomal large subunit biogenesis; endonucleolytic cleavage in ITS1 to separate SSU-rRNA from 5.8S rRNA and LSU-rRNA from tricistronic rRNA transcript (SSU-rRNA, 5.8S rRNA, LSU-rRNA). The transcript has a single exon. NCBI's taxonomy places the organism in Eukaryota, Metazoa, Chordata, Aves, Columbiformes, Columbidae. The coding region runs from base 81 to 1160 and encodes 359 amino acids.
GCUGAACCGGAAAGGCUGCGCGGCAGCUCCAGGAGCGGCUCCCACGUGCGGAGCGCCGCCCGGCCCGGCCAGCCGCCGCCAUGGCGGCCGUGCGGGUGGAGGACGUGCUGGCGGCCGCCGAGGAGCAGGAGGCGGAGAAGCGGCGGAGCGUCGCGGUGGAGAAGGAGCUGGAACUGGAGUUCGACCUGGGCAACCUGCUGGCGCUGGACCGGAACCCGCCGCCGGCGGCGGGGCUGCGCGGGGCCGGCCCGCGGCGGGAGGCGCAGCUGCGGGCGCUGGCCCGCGACAACACGCAGCUGCUGGUGGCCCGGCUCUGGGAGCUGCCGGCCGAGCGCGCCGGCGGGCCGGGGGGGCCGCUGGUGGCGCGGCUGCCCGAGCCCGCGUUCCGCUUGCCGCGGGAGAAGCCGCCGCCGCGCCCGCGGCCGCCCACCCGCUGGGAGCAGUUCGCGCGGCUGAAGGGCAUCCGGCGGCGCAAGCGGACCGCGCUGGUGUGGGACGAGCAGGCCAAGGAGUGGCGGCGCCGCUGGGGCUACCGGCGGGCGGGCGGCGACCCGGCCCGCGCCUGGCUGGCGGAGGUGCCGGCGGGCGCAGACCCGGAGGAGGACCAGUUCGCCCGGCUGCGGCGGGAGAAGCGGGAGCGGGUGGCGCGCAACGAGCUGAACCGCCUGCGCAACCUGGCCCGCGCGCACCGCGCCGGGACCGCCGUCCCCGCCGCGCCCCUGCACCCCACCGGCCACCAGAGCCGGGAGGAGCUGGGCCACGUUGCCCGUGUCGCCCGCGUCUCCACCGCCUCGCUCGGCCGCUUCCAGCCCCGGCUGCCCAAGGAGCCGGCGGAGCCACCGUCCCGCAGCGGCGGCAGGAAGCGCCGCUUCGAGCCGCUUCUGGGCAACCUGGCCGCUGAGCGUGGCCGGCAGCUGGAGAUGCUGCGGGACAUGAACAGCAAGAAGCCGGUCCUCGACAUCACCCGCGCCGUCAACAAGCAGCUGCGGCAGGAGGAAGCCGAGGCGGCCGCCGCCAAGGGCAAGAAGCAGUCGCAGCGAGGGAAGCGCGGCCGCCGGCGGCAGCACGUUGGCCGCAGUGGCAAGAAGAGCGGAGCCCGGCGGCAGCAGCGGCGGCCCACAGGCAGCAGCACCAGCGGCAGCAAGAGGAAGAAGGCGUGAGGGAUGGAUGGACUGCAUGGGGCUGGGUAUGCCCACUGAGGCACGGGAAGGGACUGUCACUGCCAGCCUCCUGCCUGGUGCUCUAUUCCCACACCUGUUUGUCAAUAAACACGCUCUGGCAUUUCUAAAA